Molecule: messenger RNA, 444 nt
Organism: Aphanomyces astaci
Lineage: Eukaryota; Oomycota; Saprolegniomycetes; Saprolegniales; Verrucalvaceae
Product: holo-[acyl-carrier-protein] synthase
Exons: 3
Coding region: 1-444 (147 amino acids)
Biological process (GO): fatty acid biosynthetic process
Molecular function (GO): holo-[acyl-carrier-protein] synthase activity; magnesium ion binding
Source: RefSeq, a predicted model, not a curated record
AUGGCAAUCGUUGGGAUUGGUGUCGAUGUGGUGCGCAGUGGCCGCUUGCGCAGGACUUUUGACAAGCAUGGCGAGCGCUUCCUCCGACGAUAUCUCCAUCCACAAGAGAUCGAGCAGUUUCGCUCCAUCAAGGAUAGCCUCGCCCAAACCCAGUUCCUCGCCAACAGGUGGGCUGUGAAAGAAGCCACGUACAAAGCCUUCAAAGCAUGGCGGAUUCCUUUCCCAGACAUUCUGCUGGACAAGCAACGUUCAGUGCAGCCAUUACGUCCGCACAUGGGUCACCUUCUGCCCCUGCACCUCGCGACCGUCCGCACCCCUGUCCUUGUGUUUGAUGGUUCUGCCCAUCACUUGGCCGCAGCGCUCCAGGUCACGGCCACGCACGUGUCGUUGAGUCAUGACGGUGACUACACCAUCGCCCACGUCGUGCUCGAAUCUUCGCCUUGA